CGGAAGUGGAUGAAGUUUCUGCCAUGGCAACAGCGAGAAUCUGCGUCCUGCUGCUCGUCCUUUCUGCGACUUUAGCGGAAGAUUUAAAAUUAAAACACAAAACCUCCAGAGAACCUGUGAGACUUUUCACCGAGGAGGAGCUGAGCAGAUACGACGGCGGAGAGGAGGGUCAGCCGAUCUACAUGGCGAUAAAAGGAGUUGUGUUUGAUGUCACCAAGGGGAAAGAGUUUUAUGGAAGAGACGCUCCCUACAACGCUCUGGUGGGUAAGGACUGCACUCGGGCGGUGGCUAAGAUGUCUCUGGACCCUGCAGACCUGACAUCAGAUACUACGGGCCUCAGCGAGGACCAGCUGGAGUCUCUGGAGAGUGUGUUUGAGGGAACGUAUAAAACCAAGUAUCCCAUCGUGGGUUACACCGCGUCUCGAAUCCUCACGGAGGACGGGAGUCCCAACAAAGACUUCAGACCUGAGGACCAGCCUCUCUUCCAAAGCAAAGAUGAGUUCUAACCUCAUGUUGUUGUUUUUAUGGAAGCUAUAAUCAUGAAGAAGGUUUUUACAUUUUUGAAUCCCUCGAAUGCUGAGUGCAUUACGUGAACAAGAGAAGAACAAAUACAUAUAGAAAUGUGUUUUAUUGAUAUUUACUUGAACUAAAUGUUUACAUUAUGCUUUAUUAUCUGAGAGCUUUAAUUGCACAAUGCCUUUCAAACCAUUUCAACACUUUUUGUACCCUUUUUCUGUUCAGAUUAUGAAAUACUGAGUAGACAUAUUUAAUAAAACUCUCCUUGGAAUUA
This is a messenger RNA of Trematomus bernacchii (emerald rockcod), 790 nucleotides long. RefSeq names its product neudesin neurotrophic factor (gene nenf). The transcript has 4 exons. The record is from RefSeq and is a predicted model, not a curated record. Gene Ontology annotation, cellular component: membrane; endomembrane system. Lineage: Eukaryota; Metazoa; Chordata; Actinopteri; Perciformes; Nototheniidae. Bases 24 to 506 code for a protein of 160 amino acids.